Molecule: messenger RNA, 2933 nt
Organism: Drosophila elegans
Lineage: Eukaryota; Metazoa; Arthropoda; Insecta; Diptera; Drosophilidae
Exons: 5
Coding region: 106-2703 (865 amino acids)
Source: RefSeq, a predicted model, not a curated record
CGGCAAGCAAUCGGCAACUUUCGAAAUUGUUUUCUGUUUGACGCUUGCUGUUAUUUUUUUCGUGGCGAAUCCAAGUGUUUUAACUUGCGAACGGACUGGAAGCGAAUGGCUACGCUGCGGAACCACACAUCAACAGCCGGCAACGGCCAGGACUCGCCACAGGCGCCGCAGGACGCGGGUGCCACGCUGGCCAUCGGCUAUGUGCGGGAAUUCAGGGCGCGGGCGGCCGCCUUUCAGGUGCAGCGAUCCGAGGAGUCGCUGAUCUAUGUGCAGCGCAGCGUGGCGCUGCUGGGCACCAAGGUGGCGGCCCAGCACUUUGCCCCGUCGCCGGGCAACCUGGAGCUGGCCCGCUUCUAUGUGGAUCUGCACGCCCUGAUGGGCGCCCUGGAGAACGAGGGCGUCGAGGACGAUGUGCUGUGGGCCUGCGUUGCGCUGGUGCAGCACUGCAGCCGGAAUCUGGAGGCGCGGCUGGCGAUCGUCGAGAAGUUCUGCUUUGUGCCGCUGCUGGGCGUGCUCAUCCGUCGCACACGGAGGCCGGAGCGAGUGCAUCGGCUGCUGGUGCUGCUGCAGGACCUGACCUAUGGCAUCCACAUCGCCUGGGAGGAGCCCUAUUUGGCGGCCCUGCUCGAGCACCUGGUGGAGAUCGUGCACGGCACGGCGGAUGGCUCGAGUGCCACAACUGGUGGCUCCGGCCAUCAUCACAACGACGACGAAGACGACUCACUUACCCUGCUCGCCCUGUCCGUGCUGGUGAACCUAUGCUACAAGAACUUCGCCGUGCUGUUCUUGUUCCUGCGCAGCGUUAACAUAUCCGCCUUCUGUCGGCGCAUCCAGAACUACGGCCUGCUGGCCUACAAGAUGCUCAUCCUGCUCUCGGAGGAUGUGUACGCCUUCGAGCUGCGCGAGCUGUACACCUUCCUGCGCACCGCCUUCGCCGGCAUCGAGGACUGCCUGAAGCACUGGAACGUGGCCCAGAUGCGGCACAUCGUUGACUUCCUGCUGGACUCACAGUGCCAUGCCGGCCUCCAUCGGGCGAUGCUGUCGCACAGCCACUACUGCGAGGAUGUGGAGAAGCUGCUGGACCAAAUCGACGCCCGCUGUGGCAUGGACGAUUCACAGGAGGAGACGCGCAAGCACCAUCAGAUUUGCCUGGAUCUGGUCUUCCGCCUGGUCAGCUACAUUCUGCAGCUGUCCGAGGAUGGCAACAAUGCCAUUAGCCUGGACGCCCUCACGCAGCGCCUCUACGAAAUGGUCGGCGACUGGCUGGGCUCCGAUCUGUGCGGCGUGGCCGCCAUCGAGCUGCUCUGCACCCUGCUGCGCCUGGGCAAGAAGACGGCGGUGACCCAGCUCAUUGCCCGCGAUCCCUCGCAUGUGGUCAGCCUGGUGGCCAGCUCGGAGCGACCGGAGACCAGGCCCGCCCAGGUGCUGGCCAUUCUGCGCCUGCUAAUUGCCCUGCUGCAAGAGUCGAAGACGGAGAAGCUGGUGCUGUCCAAGAUCUCCGAGUCGUAUUUCGACAAGAUCCUGUCGGUGCCGCUCGCCCUGGUGCCGCAGUUCCUCAGCACACAAAGCCUGGCGCCGGCCGAAGUGGAGAAGGCCUGCUUCUGCCUGCUGCUGCUCGUCAAUGUGGCCGGCAUCGCCAAGAAGGCGUACCUGGACAAGUGCUGCACCCUGCUGGAGCAGCCCCAGCUGCAGUAUUGCCUGGCCCGCGGCAUGGUCAGCAGAGGUGAACCGCUGGUGGCCGCCGUCCUUCAGAUCGCACAGUUCGAGCACUUUCCCAAGGCAGCGGUGGCCAAGCAUGUGGCUGGCAUCAGCGGUGAUCCAGGCACUUCAACUGACUGCUCCGGCCAGGCCGAGCAGUGGCGCAACCUCAGCUCGAUCCUCAAGGGCCACCGCACCUUCACCGACAAGGAAAUGGCCCAACGGGUCAACGCACUCCUGGACAGCAUCGGGGGCAUUGUGCACCGCAACGAACUGGCCUCGGCACCCGUCUCCCAGGUGAUCGAGCUGUACAACCACCGCAUCGACAGCCUCAACGGCGCCGUUCUCAGUCUGCAGCAACGCCUGGAUCAGGCUGGCCAGCAUCUGGCCACUGGCACACAGUUGGCCCACGUGCAGAGUGCCGAGCUGCAGCGCUUCCAGGCCACAAACUUCGAGCUGCUCAUCAGCCAGGAGCGACUGCAAACCCAGUGCAAGGAUCUCAAACAGCAGACAGAGAAACUGAAGAGCAAUAUGACCAACCUACUGAAGCAGCUGUCCGAGAACUCCGACCACCUGCAGGCCAACGAAAGGCGAUUGACUGUGAAAAAGUCGGAGAUUGCCAGCCUGCAAAAGGAAUGCGAGGAGCUGCGAACGAACCUGAGCGCCAAAUGCGAGGAGCUCACCAAGCUGGAGGCACACAACAAAGAAAACACUUCGCGCAUCGACAAGCUAAAGAAGUCCAUGGUGGCCUACGAGCAGGAUAUUAAAGAGAAGAUGCGCACCAUAGACGAACGCGAACGGGAGCUGGCCAAAACGCACAAGGCGCUGGAGGAGCAGCGGGAUGCGCGCAAGAAGUCCGAGGAUCUGAUCUCCGUGCUGGAGACGCAGCUGCAGGAGCGCAAGGAUCAGAUCGAAAACCUCGAGAUGGAGCAAAAGGAGACGGAGGACUUGCGCAAGACCAUUAUGAGUCUGAUGGAGAGCAAAAAGCCAAAACGGAAGGCCUGAGACUCAUUUCUUAAACUUCAAACUAUACUAAAGUUUAAGCUAGCAAUCUAAUCAACUGCACAUUCACAUCCCGGCAUCAAAUACAUUUUUUUUUUGUUGUUUAUAUUUAUAUACAUUUAUUGCAUCUUGCACAGUGCAGUGCAAUUCAUUGUUGCGGUGCAAGAGGUUCCAUUCCAAUUCCAAUUCCAAUUCCAGUUCAACCAAAAAUACAAAACAAUUGAAUAAGCCAA